Messenger RNA from Pichia membranifaciens NRRL Y-2026, 280 nucleotides. RefSeq lists its product as hypothetical. Lineage: Eukaryota; Fungi; Ascomycota; Pichiomycetes; Pichiales; Pichiaceae. The coding region runs from base 42 to 206 and encodes 54 amino acids. The transcript has a single exon. The record is from RefSeq and is a predicted model, not a curated record.
CGCCACGAAGAUUGUCGAUUACAAUGGAAUGAGACGGUUUCAUGCAUGUUGGCAUCUUUACCGUUAAUGUGAUGGUGCAUAAACAUAUUCGCGCAGAGAAAUCGAAAAAGGGGUACCUGCGAUUCGCGUCAUAUCUUGCUGCAGUGAUCGCUGCAGUGAUCGCGGCAAAUACAAAAUCACAAGAGGCAAUUGAAAGUGGAACGUAGAGUCAGCCAUCCUCAAAAUGGGAUAACCUCAAUUCUAAGUGAUGUCAUGUAGUGAAACAAGAAGUUGAUUUUCC